CUAUAUAAUACCGAAUUAGCGGUAUGUUAAGAACUUGCACUAUCCUCCUUGUCCAUUCAUAAUAAUAACCUUCUCACACUUUAACCAUAGUUACUUUGAGAUGAAUUAAAGUAUAUUAAGUUUUUUGUUAUAUUGAGGCUAUGUUCUGAAAUUGGCAUUGAUUGUUAUCAAUGGCAGUAGUAUGGCACCAAGUUGUAUUCGCUUUAGAUGCUAAAUACAAUGCCGUGCGAGCUAAAAACAAUCCGAAUUUUCGUAAUUAUUACUUUUGAAAUUGAUGCCUUUGUAAUUUUUUAUCCACUUGUUACUCUUUGGUCUUUUUAUGCAGGUACUCUUUACAUAAGAAGGAGGAAUCAAUUACUACUUGAAUUUGGGACAUGUAAGGAACAUGGAUUUUGGAAAGAGUAUUUGAAAAUAAGAGGUCUUAUUUUACAAAAUCGUUAUGGUCUAGCUAUUGACCAGAUUAGUUUGAGGAGGCAAAGCAUUAACAGGGCCAGUCCAGAUAAUGCAAUAUCUUUACAAGAAUGGGAUGAUAAAUCUAUUGCUAGUAAAGAUGAUAUUCUUACACCCACAAAGGAAGCAGAAGCAUCCAGAGCAAUAGUUGGUAACAGCAGUAUAUCUGAAAAUUAUGCAUUUGCUGGUGUUCAUCAUAUUUUUGACCAGCAUACUGCUGCAGUGACAAUGGUAAAAUUUGCUAAUAAUGAUCGUGCUCGACUGUGUUGUAUUUCUAAUGAUUCCACUGUCUCUAUUUGUAAUGUUUUAACACAACCACCAAUGCUAGAGUGUAUAUUGAGGGGCCAUACUCUUUCUGUUACUGGAUGUGAUUGGUCUGCUUCAAAUGAUAUGCUUGUUACCAGCUCACUUGAUGGCCAGAUAUGCCUAUGGAAUACAACAAAUGGGAUUUGCAUCAGGGCGGUCAGAGAUAUUGUACCAUCACAACUUUUUUCUUGCCUCUUCAAUCCUGUUAAUAACAACUUUGUUGUUGCUGGCAAUGCAAAAGGACAAGUCGAAGUCCUGAACAUAUCUACAGGCAAAAAGAAUUCUAAUGUCAUGGGAGGAAGAGUUCUUUCUUUGGCUUUUGAUUCAACUGGGAGUCUACUGUGGGCUGGGAACGAUGAGGGUAUAAUCAUGUCUUUUUUAUUUGAUAUCAAAAGUGGAAAAAUGACAAAGCGCCGAAGGAUGUUCCUUGGGAACAAUGCUUCUAUUACUAGCAUCAAUUAUAGAGCAUGGAUUAAUAGGGAAAGUCGAGACCCAUCCUUGCUUAUAAACAUUUCUGCUAAUUCUGUAAGGGUGUAUAGAGUCAUUGAAAAGGAUGGUUCACUUUCAUUGAGGAGAAGUUUCUUUGUAAAACAUCAAUACUAUAAUAACUUCAUCCACUCAUCAUUUUGCCCGAUUAUGUCUUUUAGGCAAGGCGCUUGUAUAGUUACUGGCAGUGAAGACUCUUGUGUUUAUUUUAUCGAUAUAGAAUGUGAUAAAGAGAACAAGAGAGCUGUUAUUAAUAAACUUCAAGGACAUUCCAGUCCCGUGCUUGGGGUCAGCUUCAAUUAUGAUGAAAGUUUAUUAAGUACUAGUGAUCAGCAGGGGCUUGUUAUAAUAUGGACCAGAUCUUCUAAUAUUCAGUCAUAAUAUUAUUGUUGUCUUUUAUAUGUAGUAUAUGUCCAUAUUUAUUUUUGAAAUUGUACAUAAGAAAUACAUUUUAUUUUUGUUUUAUUAUU
Molecule: messenger RNA, 1712 nt
Organism: Nezara viridula (southern green stink bug)
Lineage: Eukaryota; Metazoa; Arthropoda; Insecta; Hemiptera; Pentatomidae
Source: the annotation of a GenBank genome assembly